AGGUACAUUAAGUGACAUUAACUAUGUACGAGAACCACAUGUGCAGAGUACAUAAGAGAAGGCCCAGUAAAAGCGGAAAAGGGAAGAAAGGCGAAUAAGAAAAAGGAAGGGCACUGGGAAGGGGGGGAAAAGCACAUGCUAAAAAGAAAUAUUUUGCGCCGGAUAACUAGGAUGCUACUAACCUAGCAUUUCUAUGAUUUAUAUUUCAGAAGCAACCCAUCUCAUCUGAAAAUUGCCUUGAGUUCUUUUUGUUCCAUUCCUCAAUUUUACCUUUUACCUUUAACGGACCUCGUCUUUAAAGUUAUCAGUUGCUAACAUCCUCAACCUUGAAUUGACCCGGUUCUAUCCAUCUCUUCCCCCUUCCACCUCAAUACUACCAUCCACACCACCGGACGCCGACAAGCCUCCCCCCUUCAUCUUUUAUCCCCCUCAAAUUACCAACGUCACUUGACCACUUACCUAUACUCCUGCUCGCUCUGAGCUCCUACGUUUAUAUCCUUUACAUCUAAGGAUUACUACAUAAGCACUUUAUUACUAAAUAGCUCCCUCAGCCCUACGAUGGCUGCCCAAGUCAACGGCGAAGUCCAUCCGUCCUCUGCGACACUGUCGCACAUCACAGGAUACCCUGUCGUUAGCGAUAGCAUCGCCUACAUCAAAGGAAACCCCUACGGCCAAAAGUCGAUAGAGCUAGGCGACUCUGCCUACAAGACCUUCGCCAAGCCCGUCAUCCCCUACCUCUCCAAGCCGUACGAAUAUGUCUCACCCUACGUCAAGAGGGCCGACUCGAUCGGCGACGAUACGCUCUCCAAGAUCGAUCAACGCAUCCCCGCUCUCAAGAAAUCCACCGGCGAGCUAUUUACCGACGGAAAGAACCUGUUCUUCCUCCCCCUGCGCAAAGGUCUAGAGACCAAGGACCACGUUUUCGAUGUCUACGGCAACGAGUACAAGAAGGUUGGCGGUGACGGCCUAGUGACAUCUGGCAAGGCCCUCGUUUCCACAGGCCUUGUCGUCACCAGCGAGGCUCUUACUUGGAUCGGAGACUUCCUAAGGGCUAGCAAAGUGCAAGCUAAGGAAACUAGCAACGACAUCGCCCGACAAAUCAACCACUGAAAGUCAGAAAUAAUAAUAUGAAAGUAAAGGAGGUUGGUUACGUUGGUGGGCUUCGGGGCAGUUUUCUUCAUGCGAUACCAUGCAUCGUCAUUCUGCAUCUCCUCUCAUCGGCCUAUUGAUUGAAUGGAAGUAUUCUGGGAAAUUUGUGUUUUUAUCGUCAUUUUUCCAGCGCCUCAUAUUCUGGAAAAGACUGGCUGCGUCAAGGGGAUUAUACGUCAUGGCCUGGCCUAUCCUGGCCUCUAGGCACUCACUUUCGCUUCUUAGCCUCACGCCUGUGUUCUGAAGGAAACCUGGAUGGUGGCGAGCAAGGCGUAUUUGCCAGAGAUUGUAGAGUUUCGAUUCAUUUGGCCUUUUACGAUCACGAUUUCCACCCUAGCCUGAUCAUGAGUUUUGCUCAUGACUGAAAAAAAAACAUAAGGGGGACAAGGGGGGGUUGGUGUACACUUAGGACUGAAGGGGAAAAGGCAUGGGCAAAAAUCGGUUCAUAGUCAAGUUGCGUGUCCUUAAUGACCUAUAUGAGAAGAUAAUAGAUAUUUUUUGGAACUUGUUAAGAUGGCUUUAUUUGAUAUCCAGCGCUUUACUUUUGCGGUGUUGGUUCUGCCUUGGUU
Molecule: messenger RNA, 1718 nt
Organism: Hypoxylon fragiforme
Lineage: Eukaryota; Fungi; Ascomycota; Sordariomycetes; Xylariales; Hypoxylaceae
Exons: 2
Coding region: 559-1110 (183 amino acids)
Source: RefSeq, a predicted model, not a curated record